CGGAGCUGCCGUUCCAGGCGAUUGGGGAAAUAGCUAUUCUCUAGCGGAAGAGUCAAUGGUAUUACAUCACAGCGCAUAGCAUAGUCUGCAUCCAGGAUUGGUGUAUCUGCCUCCGAAAAUCUACCCAUCUUAGCUGUCAGUUGUCGUAACCUGACGGCCAGGGCCAGCAUGCGCCGACGCCCGCUGCGAACAUGUUCGUCCGCUAUUUUCGCAGUCGCCUGCCUGUGAACUGCCGUCGACUCAUCUGCCAGCGAGGAUUCUCCGCUACCGCAUCACUAAAUGCCGACUUCACCCACGCUGUGAUAGGCGGCGGCGUAGUCGGCCUCGCCAUCGCGCGGGCCCUGGCUUCGCACCCAUCCUCCCCGCCCACGGUUCUGAUUGAGCGUCACGGCGCCGUCGGCACCGAGACGUCCAGCCGCAACAGCGAGGUGAUCCACGCGGGGCUCUACUACGGCGCCUCGGCCCUCAAGACCAGCCUCUGCAUCCGCGGCCGCGAGCAGCUCUACCGCCUCUGCGCCGCCCGCGGCGUCCCCUUCCGGCGCACCGGCAAGUGGAUCGUCGCGCAGGACGACGCCCAGGCCGCGGCCCUGCAGCGCAUCCGCGACGCCUGCGCCGCGGACACGGGCGUCCCCGUCCGCUGGGUGGGCCGCGACGAGGCCCUGCGCCGCGAGCCCGCCGUCCGCGCCCGCGCCGCCGUCCUCGAGAGCCCCACCACCGGCAUCGUCGACUCCCACGCCCUGAUGCUGUGCCUGCUGGCCGACUUUGAGAACGCCCCCGGCGGCGGCGGAGGCACGCUUGCCCUCACCACCCAGGUCCGGGACGUGCGGCCGCGCCCCGUCGCCUCUCCGGGGGGACUUCCCGGGAGCGCCGGGUGGGAGAUCGAGGUGCGUGAUGCUGGGACUGGCGAGGAGUCGACCGUCACGGCCGACUCCGUCGUGAACUCGGCCGGGCUGGGGGCCGUGGACGUGUAUAACAUGGUCGUUCCGCCCGAGCAGAGGCUACAAAUGUACUACGCCAAGGGGAACUACUUCUCGUAUUCUGGUUCGACCCCCAAGGUGAACACGCUGGUGUACCCGGCUCCGGAGCCGGGGCUGGGCGGCCUGGGCACCCACCUGACGUUUGACAUGGCCGGGCGGAUCAAGUUCGGUCCGGAUGUGGAAUGGGUGGACUCGCCGCACGACCUGGCGGUCAAUCCGGCGAGGUUGCCCCAGGCCAUCGAGCAGAUCAAGCGUUAUCUGCCCGGCAUUGACGAGACCCUCCUCACGCCGGACUAUGCCGGAAUCCGGCCCAAGCUGACGAAGCAGGGGGCGGUGGCAGCGGGGAAGGGAUUCGUCGACUUCAUAAUCCGAAAGGAGGAGGGGUAUGAAGGAUGGGUCAAUCUACUCAAUAUCGAGAGCCCCGGCUUGACGAGCAGCCUGGCAAUUGCAGAUAUGGUGAAGCGACUGUUGUAUUCAGGUUAUGAUGCCAAUUGAGCCUCCUUCCCUGUCAACGGGGACCUUCGUCUUCUUGACACCCCCUGCGAGCCAGCUGCCUAUUUUCGACGAUCGAUAUUCGUCACUAUAAACAAUUUAGAGUACAAUACAGGGAUGAUUUUGCGAUGCCACCACAGCAUAUAUGUUCUGUUCCGUGGCCCAAGAUAAAACGGAAAGCAAGCCUAUAAACUCGGCGGCUCCUGCAAGCCAAUAGAAAACUCUUGACUUUUCCCCUUUGUACAAGUGCAAGGCCCUCAGUCAGCAGCCGUCUUCGCACGGCAUCAAUCUGUAAGGCACACCUAGGA
This is a messenger RNA of Phialemonium atrogriseum, 1777 nucleotides long. RefSeq names its product FAD dependent oxidoreductase. NCBI's taxonomy places the organism in Eukaryota, Fungi, Ascomycota, Sordariomycetes, Cephalothecales, Cephalothecaceae. Bases 192 to 1472 code for a protein of 426 amino acids. Gene Ontology annotation, molecular function: (S)-2-hydroxyglutarate dehydrogenase activity. The transcript is spliced from 3 exons. The record is from RefSeq and is a predicted model, not a curated record.